AGACUGAGAUCCAGUUCAUUUUCUUCAGUGUAAUGAGUCAGCAAGGAUUAGACAGAAUUAAGGCAGUGAUAGUUACAGACUGCUGUGGGAUAUAGAGGCCAAGAAGGGUACUCCCAAGCCAAAACCUGCUGUGUAUAUAUAUAUUUUUUUAACCUGCUGUGUAUUUGCAGAGACCCAGGUGCCCUUGAGCUGAGUCUCUGGAAGGCCUGAGGUCUGAGAAGAGUAGUUUGGGCACCUAACAGGCUGCAGGACAAGUACGGGAAGAUUACGGGGAUGCCUGUGUUGUGGCCUCUAUUUCCUGUUCUCAUGGAUCUAAUCAAUUUCUUUAUUUUCCCUGCGCUGGAAGAAAAAAUGUGAGCACUGUGCAGGUUCCCUCAGAGAAGAAACCCUGGGCUUUGUUUGUUUUUUGACACAGGGUCUCACUGUGUAGUUCAGGUUCCCCUUCAACUUAUUUUGUAGCCCAGGCUGGCCUCAAACUCACAGCAAUCCUCCUGCCUCAGGCUCCCUGGUAUUACAGGGGUGCACAACCAUGCCUGGAGUGACCCUGGGUUUAAAACCUGCCAGCCUGCUGGGAGGCUGUGCCUUCAGGGUCAGUGGCACUCCCCACCCGGUUUGGGGAUGGGUGGAGUUCAAGAGUCCCAGUAGCCUGACAGCGAAGUGGAAGGCUCGGUCCAGGGUCUGGCAAUCGGACCCACACUUCCUCCUGUUCGAAUGCAGUCCAAGACUCUGCCUCCACGUUUCCUUGCGGUGCGGUCCUUUGAGGGCAGAUGUCGAAGGUGGGUCACUGGUAGCUGGGUGUGCGCCAGAAGCUCACUCACAAGUAUGGGAGCUGAACAAAAACCUGGUCUCAGGGAAACUUUCCUCAUGACGGGGCUCAGAAGCGGCUUUUCUAUUUCCCAAGGACCCCUGCAUUCCCUGCCCGAAGGUGUUUGGGGACUCAGGUGGGAGCACGGUUUGGGUCCGAAGUGUGAAUCUGGUGUCGCCUGCCCCAAACCCACGGGAGCGAGGAUACCUUCAGCGCCACAGAGGCAUAGCGACAAAAAAGUGCCUCUUCGCCAAGGUCACCUAAGCGGCUGGACCCAGGGGUCUGCCGGGAUCGUGCCAGGCUCCUCCCCUCGGGCGGUCCCGAACCUAGAUCGAAAAGGCGGAAAUGGGCACCCGGAGAGUUGCGCGAGGCCGGAGGCGUGUCUGAGUCCUUCCCCAAUAGGAAGUCGGUCUGCGCUGGGCGUGGCCCAAUGACCUCAGGAGGGCGGAACCCAGGCGAGGUCCUCCAAUCGAUAUGUCCACAGACCUCCACCUACUGCAUAGGUGGGGCGGCGCCCGAGCGCUCUCGCCCAAUGGGCGGUGGCUCAAGGGGGCGUGGCGCGGGGCGAAGGCCGGCUUGGCCAUUGACCGACGCCGCUGGCCUUGCGGUCCGAGCAGUCCUGUCGGCGGCCGCGUCCGCAGCAUGGCCGGCCUGGCGCGGCCAGGCUCGGGCACUCGCGCCGCGAUGCCCGCCUGGAAGCGUGAGAUCCUGGAGCGCAGGCGGGCAAAGCUGGCCGCCCUGGGCGCGGGCUCGGCCCCCUGCGCAACCCCCGAAGGCUCGGCGGAGCCGCUGGUGCUGGCUGAGAGCCUGGGCCCGCUACGUGAGAACCCGUUCAUGCGGCUUGAAUCGGAGCGGCGGCGCGGGCCGCGCCCGGCGCAGCCGCUGCUGGAGCUGUACUGCCGCGUGCCGGGCGUGCGCACCAUCCGCGCCGACAACAUCCUCAUCAUCGAGUCGGCACCCGGCUUCCCGCCCACCGCGCAGCCCGCCGCCGGCAUCCGCGCCGCCGAAGUGCUCGUGUUCGAGGCGCCGCCACCCGGCCGUGUCAGCCGCCUGCUGGAGAAGUUCGACCCGACUGCCGCGCCGCGCCGCCGCGGCAGCCCCGAGCGCGCCCGGCCCGCGCCGCCUCCACCGCCGACCCCUGGCCUGCGCGUGUCCGCCUCCCGGCCCGCUGCGCUCCCGGAUCCGUCCCCCGCACUCCCCGCGCCAGCUUCACCCCCUAGUCCGCCGCCCUUGCCUCCCGCUUCCCGCGCCAGCCAGCGCAACGCCUCCUGUGAUGUCCGGCGUCCCGGAGGCGGAACCGGCCUCGGGGCCCGGCGCAGUGACUUCCUGCAGAAGACCAGCAGCAACUCCUUCACCGUCCAUCCCCGGGGCGUGCCUCGCAGCGCCGGCGCGCGCCCAGUCCCCAACGGGACCGCCGCCCCCGAUCCCGGAGUCAGCCCUGCCAACAGGAUCGCGGCCUCCGCAGCCGUGCCGGGCGAAUGGAAGUCCCAAUGGAAGCCAAAGGUGGAGUCCGGGGAGCCCCCCCUCCGCCCGCCCCCCAGUCCCGGGGCCUCGAGUGCCACUCCAGCUGCGUCCCCUGUCUUCCCAGCCCACGUGCCCAGCCCUGCUAGUGCCACUCCAAACCAGCGCCAGUGGGUCUCCUCCGCCACCAGCGCCAACGACUCCUUUGAGAUAAAGCCCAUCCCCAAGCCAGACAUGGACACCAUCCCUUUGGGAAAUCCCCAGGCCCGUGCCCUGGCUUCGCUCCGUGCAAACUCACGAAACUCCUUCAUGUUCAUCCCCAAGUGGAAAGUCUCUGAAGCCCCUCCUCCCGAAGGGAGGCAGUCUGUGCAGCUGCCAAAGGGAGCAGCGGCCUCUCAAAGCCAGGAGCUUGGGGCCCAACCAACACCUGGAGAGGAUGAUGCAUCUGCUCUGGGGAGGAGCCCGUUGGGGGUAGAGGGGCAAUGGGGUGUAGAUGCCGGCUGUCCACAGCCAGCCACUGCCCUCACAGACCUGGCUGUUAAGUGGCAGAGGCCAUCCUCGCCACCCCCUUUCCUCCCAGUUACUGCUGAAGUUGAGCCUGCUGAGGGCUUGGGAGUUCCCAGCUUGGGCAAGAAUGUCCAGGAGCCUGGGAGGCCAGGACUGCCUGUCACCUUCAUUGAUGAAGUGGACUCGGAGGUGGAGGCCCCCCAAGAAGCCAAACUGCCCUGCUCAGGGCCUGGUUUGCCUCCCCAGUAUCACCCGCAGCCUGUCCAGCCCAGGCACAUCUCAGAGCUUCAGCACCGGGGCAGUAACACAUUCACGGUGGUGCCCAAGAGGAAGCCGGGGUCCCUCCAGGAGCUACACUUCAGUCACACCAAUGGGGAGCCCCAACCACAGGAUGGUGAGGAAGAACAGCCCAAUAGCCCCUUGGGGUCCCAGACUGCCUUGAAGAUCACGUUGAAGAAGCGCUACCCCACUGUGCAUGAGAUUGAGGUGAUUGGUGGCUACCUGGCCCUGCAGAAGUCCUGUCUCCUCAAAGCUGGUUCUUCGAGAAAGAAGAUGAAGAUCUCCUUCAAUGACAAGAGCCUGCAGACCACCUUUGAGUACCCCUCCGAGAGCUCCCUGGUGCAGGAGGAGGAGGUGGAUGCUGAGGACGAGGAGGAGGAAGGUGAGGAAGGAGAAGAAGAGGAAGAGGAGGAAGGUCCCAGCACUGAGAAGCCCUUUUCCCUCUUCCUGCCCCGGGCCACUUUCGUGAGCAGUGUAGCACCCGAGAGCUCCCGGCUUCUGGAUGGCAAGUCAGGCCUGUCCAGCUACACUCCCAAGCAUUCCAUGGCCUUCAGCAAGUGGCAGGAACAGACCCCAGUGCAGGCCCCAAGUGAGGUGGAGCUCCCGCCGAAGGAGGUCAUGCUCACACCUGCCAGUCAGAAUGACCUCUCAGACUUCCGAAGCGAACCAGCCCUUUAUUUCUGAUCCUCAGUUGUGCCCAGGAGCUGGGAAGUACCCAGAAGUUUUGCCUGUAUUCUGCACCCUCUUCUUUCCCAUGGCUGGGAUGCGCUGACCUGGGAAACAGUCCUAUUAGGGCCACGUCUCUCUCCAGGUUAAGGGCUCCAAGAAUGGUGACAGGUGGUGGUGGGGCCAGUGGCAAGGGCCAGGUCCCACUGGAUGGUGGCACAACCGUGACCAGGAGUUCCGGGAUGCCCUCUGUCCUACUGCCAAGCUGGCUCCCAGCCCCCCCCCCUGCUGUGCCCAGCACUGUCAGGCACGUCCAGGAUGAGGAACUACUGUUAUUUGCAGGACUCCAGGCCCUCACCCUCAGCUCACAUUCCCUACUUUUCUCACUGAUGGCAGCUUUUUCUUGCCUCUGAUGUCAGACUCAAUAAACAGCACUAGACAAGGCC
Molecule: messenger RNA, 4164 nt
Organism: Cavia porcellus (domestic guinea pig)
Lineage: Eukaryota; Metazoa; Chordata; Mammalia; Rodentia; Caviidae
Gene: Tprn
Product: taperin
Exons: 4
Coding region: 1280-3736 (818 amino acids)
Biological process (GO): sensory perception of sound; stereocilium maintenance; auditory receptor cell stereocilium organization
Cellular component (GO): stereocilium base
Molecular function (GO): phosphatase binding
Source: RefSeq, a predicted model, not a curated record